ACUUUAUUACUUGCUUGGCUACCUGUAACCUGAGCAGUCGUCGCAACCGGCACGAUCACAGUUAUUCAACAUGGACCCCGCGACCAGUAUAGCCAGCAGCGCACCAGAUCAACGUCAAAUUCGAUUGAUAGCAGCGGCUGCCCAGCUGAACGAACCUCGAAUUCGCGACAUCCUCUCGGAGGAUCCCAAUUGGAGCUCGGCUACCGACCGCGAUGCUCUCCGACAAUCCCUGCAAAAGGUUGCGGCUCGCGGCAAACUCGACCUCGUGCGACUCCUGAUCUCUCACGGUGCGGAUCCUGACGCGAAACCCGGACGCGACAACGAGAUUCCUGCGAUAUUCAAAGCAGCCGAGGGCGGACAUGCGACAAUAAUUGCCGAGCUGAUUGCACAUGGCGCCGACCCAGACUGGAAACAUCCAAGGACGGGGCAAACGGCGCUUUUUGCGGCGGCAUGUCGGAGCCAUGUUGCGGCCAUAGGAGCGCUGGUGGAUGGUGGCGCGUCGAUUGACACAAGAGACAAGGACGGGCGCACACCACUGCUAUACAUUGCUUCGGACAAGAAGGCUGGGAAAUGCUCGGCAGAGACUCUCAAGCUGUUGGUGGACCGCGGUGCCGACCUGGAGGUUAGGGAUGCUAUCAGUCGCACGCCGUUGGUUUGGGCUGCUACAACCGGUAACCUGAAACUUCUGGACAUCUUGACGAGCGGAAGUCUGGGUCGAAGGGCGGACAUGACGGCGACCAACAACCGCGGGAGGACGGCGUUACACUUGGCGGCCGAGCAGAACCACCCAGAGAUGGUCAGGUUGCUGCUGGAGCGGGGAGCAGACCCAAGCGCAGUCAGCGACGGCGGCUGGACAGCACUGCAUAAUGCGGCCCAGGGCGGACACACAGACGUCAUCGGGCUGCUGUUGCAAGCACGAGGGGUGGAUGUCAACGCAGAGCUAAACAACGGCAUGACACCACUGCACUGGGCGGCUUUCAAUGGCCACGAGGCGGCCGUAGUCAUACUGCUCGAGCAUAAGGAUACCAAGGUGGACAUCAAAGAUGGUUUCUAUCGGACUCCCCUGUUGUGCGCUGCCGAGAAGAGACAUGGGAACAUCGUUCAGCUGCUUUCACCUGCGCGCGCAGCGUCCCGGCUGUCCGACGCGGCGCGGCGUGCAUGUGAGAGCUUCCAGGCUACUGUCGUCGACUUUGGAGACUUUCGAGACGGCAAAAAGCAACUGGUGUUCAAGCCAUCCGUUUUUGAGUUGCUCUACGGGUGGAACCACGAAAACGACAAGCCGACGAUCCCAACCUCAACCAAGAACAUCAAGUAUGAACCUUCUUUCCGAUGGAUCCACCUCCCUGCCAACAAUCUCGCCUGGGUGGAGACCCUGGUGUCCAAGUCAUUCAUCGAGAACGGACACCGCGACAUUGAGGCUUUCAAGUCGCUGGAGAGGUGCUUUGACCAGGAGCACUGCGGCCCGUUUGCGCAUGCCAACUUCAUGAGACCUUUUGCAGCCCGCAUCCCAGCUAUACAGAACCAUGGGUAUCUCGACCGUGAGGAAAAGACGUUGGUGGCACUGUCGGAAGAUACUUCACAGGUCAGCACCAUGGUGGAUUCGCCCAGGCCAGACAAGGGGCACUUUUCACCCACAAAACCGACAAGAUCAGACACUGGCAGUACAAAGCCUAUCCCAAGAUCGGAUACGGGCAGCACAACGGCCAGGUCUGACGGUAAGAAGAGUAAAGGCGAGCAGUUUGUAGAAAGACAUGGCCAUGCAAAGAAGAGGGCACGUGGGCCUCCCGGGAAUGCCCCUGGAUCCAAGGCUCGCCACAGUAGUUUGACAUUGCCGCUUCCUUGGGAGAACUCUCGAUUGGCUGCACCGAGUGGACGGAUGAUUUUGUUUAUGCCAUUUCUCCACUAUGAAACCAAUGAAAGACGCAAGAAAAUGACUGCAGCCAUCAAACUCGCCGAGUCUGGCGCACCCCUUUCCUCAAAUCCCUGUUGCGACGAGCUCCUUAUCCACGGCUACAUCAACAACAAUCCGCCUUUGCAUCCACGACGUACCCUCGACCAGUUCUUCUAUCACGGCAUCGACACAGCCCUUCGCGACGAGGACCAGGUUGUAUACAGAUACUGCAAACUGCACCGCCAAGAAGUCAAGGUCUUUAUGGUCGACCAGCUCUGGCUAUGGGUGCUGAGCAGAGAUCUAGUCAUCACAUGCUUUCCUCAACGGUGGAACCAACCGAAGCAGGAUCCAUUGAACAUGCUUGACGGCAUCAUAGAGGAGACAAACGCCAAGACACGACCUCCUGUACAGACAGUGUACGACCUUGCCAUGCUCAUCACCAACCGAUGUGCCGGACUGUUUGACCGUCAUAGGCUGGAAAGUCAAGAGUUUCAGUUCUUGGACAUUUUCGAGAGUUCCGUCGGCAGGGUGACCAACCGAGAGAGUGAGCUAUUUGUCCGCUUCAAUCGUGCUUCGGAACUGUCUGGAAGGUUGAGGAAGCAGUUGGCGGGGCGUGCUCCCAGACCCGACAAGGACCGAGACCCGGCUGACGAGCUGCUGGACAUUGGCAGCGAGACGGAGCUACUGGCUGAGAUCAAGGACAUAAGGGACGAGCUGAACAUUCUCCACACGGUACUCAAUGGUCAGAUGAUUGUGCUGGACGAGUUCGAACGACACAUCACCGACGAGGUGCGGGCGUCGACAGCGGCGGAUCCGUCAGCCAGGAGGACGACCGACAUGUUUGUGGCUGAUUGCAAAAGACGGUCCCGGGAUCAGAGGCGGCUACUAGAGACCCAUCUCGAAGACAUUGUCCGGAUCAACAGACAAUCCGAAAGCAUCUACCACUCCCUCACCAACCUCCUCGACCUCAAGCAGAAGCAUAGCAACGCCUUGGAGGCAAGGUUUGCUAGAGACCAAGCCGUAAUAGCAGCACGACAAGGUCAGACCGUCAUGGUCUUUACUCUGGUGACCAUCGUCUUUCUACCCAUGAGUUUCAUCGCCGCCUUCUUUGCCAUCAACUUUCGGGAGUGGCAGGAUGCGGAUGGACAACCUGGUCUCAGCAUUGGCUUUGCUAGCAAGUACAUGUUUGGCAUCGGGCUGGGGAUAUCGAUCCCUCUGAUCAUCUUGGCUUUCACCGUCACAGAAGUUGUGGAUUCAGUACUGGGGUUUGUAAGUGGUUUGGCUCAAAAACCAAAGAGCAAACCCGACGAGGACCCACAGCCCGUCAGGCGCUUGUCUACUUCUCGGCAUCAACAGUCUAUCAACCUCGACAUGAACGGUGCCACGCGAAGGAAGCCUGGCUACGCAGGUCUCUCCCCUCCUCCCUCAGCAGCCGGCAGCCCAAUAUCACCCAUGAUGCCGGGGCCCUAUGAUGCACACCGACUCUCGCCACUUGCUGGAACUGUAUUUAGGCCCCGGUCAGGUAGUGGCAUCUCGUGGGCACCUCGGUCGAGCUUUGAUCGUCGCAAGGGCGAUGGAGAUCUUGAAAGAGGUGGGUAUCGCUGCUGACUAGUCGUACAGCUUCGUAGACAGGCGACAGUCAGGUAGGUAGUCAAGCAGGUAGACAAGCAUGUACCGGGGACUCUGCCCGAUUAUAUAUACAAACCCAUCGGGCCAACAUGUAUAUGUUGUGCUCGCCGCUGUGCCUUUCCCAGCAAUUCGAAUAGCGCCUUGGGUAUGCGUGACAUGACGAGCGCGACAGUCACAGGAACAGCAAUGCGAUGGCAGCGGUGCACUGAAGGCCAGAGAGUCGAUGGCCAUCAUGAUCCAGGGAAAAUGGACAGCUGCGUCAGAGCCCAUCGUCACCACUAGAUAAUCGUAGCUUGUGUGUCCCUUCAUGUCACGGGUCCCAUCAAUAAUUUCGCUGAUGGCCCUUCGGGG
This is a messenger RNA of Pyricularia oryzae 70-15, 3871 nucleotides long. RefSeq names its product ankyrin repeat and protein kinase domain-containing protein 1. The coding region runs from base 71 to 3499 and encodes 1142 amino acids. The transcript is spliced from 2 exons. Gene Ontology annotation, biological process: metal ion transport; transmembrane transport. Gene Ontology annotation, molecular function: protein binding; metal ion transmembrane transporter activity. The record is from RefSeq and is a predicted model, not a curated record. Gene Ontology annotation, cellular component: membrane. NCBI's taxonomy places the organism in Eukaryota, Fungi, Ascomycota, Sordariomycetes, Magnaporthales, Pyriculariaceae.